AUGGCGGCCUUGCCAGCAGGUGUUCAGUAUGCGUUAUCAUCGGAGUCUAGUUAUAAAGAAAACAAGGAACUAGUGUUUGUGAAAUUAACGGAUUCAGCAUUGAAAGCUAUAGAAGACUUCAUAAAAAAUAAUAGGGACAAAUUGGCUAAACCUAAAAUACAGUUCCUACCCGGAAAUGAAGGGAAAAUCUCUAUACCAGCUCCAAGCAGUGGCAAUGGGUCGUCGGGCGAGUCCACAUUUAAAUUCAGUAUCAAUAGCAAUGCAGAAAUGGAGGGUCCACAGGGUUCGUUUGAAUGCGUCCGAAGUGGGGGCGUGAGGCGUCUGGAGUCAUGCGGGCCGUUGCCGCGAAGGAUGCGUGUCCAGGCGAACGAUGACUCGUAUGAGGCGACCAAGGACCGAAUGUCCAGGACAAUUGCCGCGGAACAGAGCAAAUGCACCCGUGUCAUAAAACCCAACCAAACGGAUAUUGGGCGACGAGUGAAAGUCCGCUCAACACAUCCCAUGUACACGAAUGGGUCGAGUUUGGCCGAUAGGUCUGAUCGACCCGAGAGGCCGGAAAGACCAGAGAGGCCCGAACGGCCAGAGAGGUCAGAACGGCCCGAAAGGCCCGAACGGCCCGAGAGACCCGAAAGACCUGAGAGGUCAGAAAGGCCUGACAGGAUGGAGCGUAUUGAGAGGCCGCCGGUUGUACCAGCGAGCCGUCAACCCCUCUCCGUGCAACCUCAAGUGCAACCGCCGCCGCAACACUCGCAACCCAACCCGCAACCACACCCCCAUCAGCAACGGCCACCCCCCAAUCCAGACCUCACGAGGCGACCUAUAAAAGAAAGACUUAUACAAUUAUUAGCACUGAAACCUUUCAAGAAGCCCGAACUGUACGCGAGACUUAUGAGUGAGGGUAUAAAAGAAAAAGAACGCGGUAUGGUGAACAAGAUCCUGCCAGAAAUAGGUACUCUGAAGGACAACUGUUACCACUUGCGGCGUCACGUGUGGAACGACGUCAACGAAGACUGGCCCUUCUACUCUGAAGAGGAGAAACGUAUGCUCAAGAGG
Messenger RNA from Brenthis ino (lesser marbled fritillary), 1053 nucleotides. Lineage: Eukaryota; Metazoa; Arthropoda; Insecta; Lepidoptera; Nymphalidae. The record is from the annotation of a GenBank genome assembly.